UUUAAGAUGGAUAAAGCAUGACGAAUCCAAAUAACCAGACCAACGGUGCCAGCUUGGAGGAUUGCCACACGAAUUUCUUCGCUCUGACCGACCUAUGCGGCAUAAAAUGGCGUAAAGUUGUCUGGGGGGAAUGGGGCGAUUGCGGAGACGACGUCCUGGAGGACCCGGUGCUGGCCUCUUACGUCAGGUGCCUUUCUGCAGACAUCCUCUGCGUCUGGAGAAGGGUCUCCGCACCGCCGACACCCCCAAGGUCAGAUGUCCUGUUCGACCAGCUGGGCAUAGCAGCACCUCCUCCGCCCCCCAACCAUCCACCACUGGCACUCCACACGGCCAAAGAGCUUUGGAUAUUCUGGUACGGUGAAGAGCCAGACUUGUCCGCCCUCGUCUCACCCGAGCUCCUGUCAUCCGACAGUGAGCAAGGGUCAUGGGAAAGCGGUUUAUCUUAUGAAUGCAGGUCACUACUGUUCAAAGCAUUGCACAACUUAAUUGAAAGGUGUUUAUUAUCAAGAGACUUCAUAAGGCUUGGUAAAUGGUACGUCCAGCCGUAUGAUAGCUCAGAGAAGUUGAUAGAAAAGAGUGGUCAUCUUUCAUUUUCAUUUGACUUUUUCGUACAUGGAGAAAGUUCAGUGUGUGCAAGUGUCGAUGUCAGACAGCAUCCCGCCGUAAGGACAUUGUUAAGCAGCCAUCUGCACCAGGCCCAGAGUGGACUUCAUUCCUCUCCCCCAGUUCAUGUCAUCCUGGCACCUUUCGGUUUGGCCGGUACACUAACAGGUCAGAGCUUCAGGUCUGUCGAUCGCCAAACACAAAGGCUUUUGGAAGGAUGGAAACAAUUCUACCCCAUCGACAAGAGCAUUGCUGAAAACAGUGAUUUACCCCCUGCUGUGGAAGUUAUAGUGGGAGGUAUGAAGAUGAGGUACCCAUCAGCUUAUGUCUUGAUAACUGACUUGGAUGAGAGUACUUCAAAUUUAUUUAACAACCAGCUUACAAAUACUUCUUGGCCGUUACCACCUUUGAGAGGUGUACAUAGAGCAGGACACUUAGCUGAGAGAAUAUGGCAAGAGUCUUGUAUCGUUCCUUCUUCAACAAAUCUAAAUAGCACCAUCAUUGGUAACUCUGGUAAUAAAGUCAACCACAACAAUGGCAUCACUGUGAACAAUGCAAAUAAUAACAGCAACAUCAGUAAUAACAGCAGCAGUGACAGCAAUCCAAGUGUCAUCAACAACACCAACAGCAACACACCAAAUACUCUCACUAGCACUAACAUUAAUACUAAUAACAAUGGAAUCAACAAUACAAACAAUACUGCAAAUGCCAAUAAUACUCCUGGUGCAAUGGGUGUGACUACAGGCACUACUUCCAAUACCAGUGGAGCCACAUCGUCCAAUUCUACCGGAAGUAAUACCAACGGAAGCAAUAAUAAUACUAUUGUACCCCUUGCCACCCCUGGUCAGUGGCAUUUUGUUGAUCCUACUCGAAAGCAAAGCUGCACCUGUUCUUGCAAGAGGAGCAAAGUUCGUGUGGUUGGAGGAGGGGUGGCCGCUUUCCACAGGCGGACCACCACACAACCUUCCACACAGCGCCUUGGCCAAAGGCUGAACUGCCCCAGCUCAGGUCAAACCGACUCAAUUCCAAUCGCAUCAGUUGGAUCUCCUACUUCAGCUGCAGCAUCUCCUUCAAUGACGAGCGUUCCUCCUCCCGAUCCAACAAUGCCCACAUUGUCCCCUCAGCCCCCAGCAUCACACCAAAGUCCCCUUGAUGAUAAGGUAGUCACAACACCGACAGAUUUCAGCGCACCAAAAUCAGUUUCAUCCAUUUCUAAUCAGGUAUUGUCACCGUAUGGUGAGGUUGCAAAAUGUGAGCAGAUCAAAACUCCAGCAGGCAGAACUCCUUCAGGGCCUUCUUGCACAGCCCCCACACCUCCUCCCAUGCCACCUGCUCAAAUUUUGAAAAGACCUGUACUUAAUUCUUCAGAGUAUGAAGAAUCUCUCCUCCAGGAGCAUUCUCCUUCACACUUACUCUAUGAUUACUCAACUUUAGAGGCCUGGUUGAAUCACCCUGUUAAAAGGUUUAAACCAGCAGUGCCCAAUAGUCACACGGUACAAACACUUCAACAGGUUUUCAAACAAGAACCAGCUCCUACUCCAAUGGAGACGGAUGCUGUUGGAUAUGGUCCACGGCCUGGUGAUCCAUAUGAAUUUGAUGAAGAAGGUAUGGGCGUUCGAGUUGAUACUUUCAAGAGAGCACCAAAUAUCAAGGAAGAAGAAAAAACCUUGAUGAAUGGCACCUCCCAAGGGAAAAUAGGCACAAAUUUGUUUACAAGUGAAGGCCUUCAAGUUUCUUGUAAUGACCUCGAUAGGCUUUUUGACCAGUCUGAUGAUAAUUCUGGAGAUGAAUCUAUGCAGGUUACUCCUCCAAGCUCAAAUAAACCACCAGAAGAUUGUGGUAUGACAACUAUAGUGAGACAAACAUGUCCGACAUCAGGAAUUCUCAGACCAGAGGAACUGGUGAAAAUGUUUCCAACACCCCCUUCUUUAGAGCACAAUCCAGUUGCUUCCCCAAUCGCCGGUCUUGUUGGUGAUGUGGUUCCAGAUAUAACACAUUCUCAACCUCCGGCUCUUCUCGGAAGCCCUAAUCAUGAACCUAUACAGGAUUGGUCCUUUGUUUUUAAACCUUCACCAGUAAGUAAGUUUGUGGGAUCAAGCAAAUAUGCCCCUCUUACGGUACUGCCAAGCCACAGCCUUCCACCAGUGACCAUCCCAAGUAAUUGCAUUUAUAAACCAUCAUGGUCACUACCACUCCAAGAAAAACAGGCAAACAGCACAAACGUGAGCAACAGAUCUGGAAAUAAUAACAAUCAGGUGUCCACUCCUUCAAACAACAGCAAUACUCCCAGUCCUGGCGUCUGGGGAGGAAGUAAUACUGGAUCUGCAACUGGGACAAACGUGACUCAAAAUAGAGGAAACGGUUCUAGUGUAAUACCUCCUGCUGCUCCCGCUCCGCCACCAUAUUCCUCACCGACGCCAAAUCUCCCUUACCCCGCUCCCCCUAAGCUCGAAACCCCGCAACCAGUUCCACCAGAGGCCAAUUCUCUUGUCGUCAUUGUCCUUCUCACAGACACUGCCUUCAAUAUCUUCCGGGACCACAACUUUGACAGUUGCACACUUUGUGUGUGCAAUGCUGGACCAAAGGUUGUUGGAAAUAUUAGAGGUGGAGAUGCCAGUAUGUAUCUUCCAAUGCAAGGAGGCAGCAGUUCACCUCCUUGGGGUACACCAUCGCCACAUUUGUCCAUUGAAGAAGAGCCCAUUAGAUGCAACUGUGGUUUCAGCGCUGUUGUCAACAGAAGGCUCUCCCACCGAGCUGGACUCUUUAUCGAAGAUGAAUUUGAAAUUACUGGCAUGUUGGAAGAACCAUGUGAAAGGGAGAACAGUGGCAUCGGUGGUCUUGGAAAAAUUGAAAUGGAACUAAUGCAGGCCCAGUGUCUCGUUAUAAACAGCAUGAGCAAUGCUCUGUAUAGAGCAGCCAACCAAUACAGGCAUAUGACGCCUGUGCCUAAUGUAAAUAUGCUUGCCUUAAGGGAUAGCAAUCAUCUAUCUGCAGUUGCGCUGGAGCAGGGAAGGAUAGCCCAUGGAACCAACAAUCCUUCAAUGUGCAAGAUGGAAGAACUGGGAUGUGCAAGAGCUGGAUUGGGUUCAAGUUCAGUGCACAGGUGGGGAUUUAUUAGGGCAAAGGGCCCGGCUUGUAACCAGGACAUAGUUCGUGUUAUGAAACAGCUUCAGCCAUUAUUGCAAGAUGCCAUGCAAAAGAAGUGCAGUACUCGACUGUGGGAAGCGCCCACUGUUUCAGGCCCACUCACAUGGAGGCAAUUUCACAGAUUGGCUGGCCGAGGUACUGAUGACAAAUGUGAACCACAGCCUAUACCUUCGUUGAUAGUUGGAAGAGAAAAAGACUGGGUUUCACUUGCACCUUACGCAGUGCCUUUAUGGGACGAACUCCUUCUAGAACCCUAUUCUUACAGUAGAGACAUUGCCUAUGUCGUAGUGGCUCCCGACAAUGAUUUUGUCCUCUCGAGAGUGCGGUCAUUCUUCAAAGAACUAUCAGCUACAUACGAAGUAUGUAGACUGGGUCGCCAUUGUCCAAUCACAAAAGUUCUGCGUGAUGGAAUUUUGAGGGUUGGAAAAAGUGCCGCAUUAAAGUUAGCUAAGGAACCUCUCGAUGACUGGUUUUCUCUACUUGGCGAUAACAAUGUGUCAAAUAUGCUUAAACUGUAUGCACAGGUUUGUAGGCAUCAUCUGGCACCUCACUUAUCCCAAGUAACUAUAGAUCGAACGCUCCUUGAUCCUCCUGAGAGUUCUACUUCUCCAAGGAAUCCAACAAUCGACAGACCUGCACCUUCUCCCAGGUCUGAACAACCAAAUACGCCAAAACCACAAGAAAAUCAAGAUGAUACUAGUAGUAAUACUGGUAGUGACUUUGGAACAAGCAGUGGUGGUGUAGGUGGGGGCGGAGUCUCCAAUGGUGGGCACUGCCCAAAUUUUGAGGACGACGGUUCAGAGCCUCCAGCGAUUGUCGUCUACCUCGUCGAGCCAUUUACACUUGCAUCAGAUAGUCCUGAUUUGCAACGACUUGCCUGCAUUGCUCUUCUCAGAGCUUUUAACACGGUCCUUUCUAACAUUCCAGAAACUGUCAAAUCCAACAUCACGUUACAAAUCAUUUCUUUGGAGAGCAUAGUAGAGAAUGGAAGAAGUGGAGAUACUAAUAGAAGAGGGGAUCAUAUGAGAUCUUUGGCGCUUUCAGUUUUUUCACAGUGCAGAAAGACAAUGUCUCACAGUACUAACAAUGUUAAAGCUCUGACUGGUUUUGGUACCGCAGCCAGCAAUGAAAUAUUCCUUAAAAAUAAAGAUAAUGUUUUAUUGCAGGAGAAGAACAGGGCUCCGUACAAGGUGUAUACACCUGCGUACAUCUUAGCUAAAAGUAAAGACAAGGUUCUACCUAACUCUGGAUCUACUGCGGCAGCAGGAGAAGGAGCUGUAUCUGGCCCGGACCAUUGUUCUAUCCUCUACGUCAGUUACUGUCUGUCAGAAGACCAGCGCUGGCUGUUAGCUUCGGCGACCGAUGAACAAGGCCUCAUAUUAGAAACGGUCACCAUCAACAUUCACAUUCCGAAUAGGAGUAGAAGGAGGAAAGCUUCUGCACGUAAAGCGGGCUUGCAAAAGCUAAUGGAUUUUAUGCUGAGCGUCAUGAGCCAGUCUGUCACACCUUGGAGGCUUGUUGUAGGACGAGUCGGAAGAAUUGGACAUGGAGAGCUCAAAGGGUGGAGUUGGCUUUUGAGCAAAAAGUCACUCAUGAAAGCAUCAAAGCAUUUGAAAGAAAUUUGUGGACAAUGUAAACUACUCUACCCGAACGAUGUUCCUUGCAUUCUCAGCGCCUGCCUUGUUUCAUUGGAACCAGAUUCGGCGUUAAGACUUAUGACAGAUCAGUUCACGCCUGAUGAAAGGUUCAGUCAAGCAAGUGUCAAGUGUCAGCUUUCAACUCCACACGACGUUACAGCAACCCAUAUUCUUGUCUUCCCAACAUCAGCAACAACUCAGUCGUCUCAGACUGCAUUCCAAGAACAACAUAUUAAUGAUCCUGAACUUGGUGAUGAUGAACUUUUCUCCGUUCUUGAUGAUGAUAUGCCAGAAGGGAUGAGUGAGUUCAAUGAUAUCUUUGCCACAUGGCCCGACCCUGAGGCGGGCGGACCGAGGAGCCCAACAGGAAGCCCUAGAGCAAGACAAGAUUCCGCUCCAGGAAGCCCAGCCGGAGGUCUCACACCCCAUCAGCAUAGUCCAUACCAGCACCCGAACAGAAGUGGAGAUGGAAACGAAGAAGUAGGUACUGUACUACAGCAACCGUUGGCGCUAGGUUUCCUCGUAUCGACAGCCCCAACUGGUAGGAUGCCUCGAUGGUUCUGGGCGGCUUGUCCACAUCUGGAAACCUCGAACCCGGCAUUUUUGAAAAAUGCCCUGCACCUACAUUCAACAGCGAUCCAACAAAAUUCGGACGAUUUACUUCAACAACAAACUGCUGUAGCUGGACAUCCUCUCGACUCGCAAUACACAACUGAUGUUUUGAGGUACGUUCUGGAAGGGUAUAAUGCUCUUUCCUGGUUGGCUUUGGAUUCUAACAGCCAUGACAGGUUGUCAUGCCUUCCAAUACAUAUGCAGGUCUUAAUGCAGCUAUAUCACAUGACUUCUGCACUUGCUUGACCUGUCGAUAAUUUAUUUUAAACUUUUAGACAAACUUUUUAAUGGAAUUCCUUCAUAGUUAUACCACUGCCUAAUUCCCACUAUUGUAAAUAUAUUUAAAGAUGUACAAAGUUCAA
Molecule: messenger RNA, 6361 nt
Organism: Cimex lectularius (bed bug)
Lineage: Eukaryota; Metazoa; Arthropoda; Insecta; Hemiptera; Cimicidae
Gene: skd
Product: mediator of RNA polymerase II transcription subunit 13
Exons: 29
Coding region: 18-6245 (2075 amino acids)
Biological process (GO): regulation of transcription by RNA polymerase II
Cellular component (GO): mediator complex
Molecular function (GO): transcription coregulator activity
Source: RefSeq, a predicted model, not a curated record